GUAGGAGUAAGAGUGAGCCCAAAAAGCCCAAAUUAUCAUUCGAACGCUGGAUGGUUCAGCCCCUUACCAACGCAUGUGCUUCGGUUCUUCCGCAUUCAUAGAGACGAGAGACGAGCGAACGAGCGGCACGGCUGCGACCAACCCAACGGCAACUGCUGCUUCCGCCAACCACGCCCUGUACGGCUGCCACUGUCUCCGUCCGCCGCACUACUCAGGCAGUUGAUGCAGGACUCCAUUUUUUUGGUUACUAAUUCUGUGAUUUGUUUCCCUACAAUUUACUUGGAAUUUGUAUUUGACGACGCCACAUCCAGCCGUUCUUGUUGGGUUGCAGUGGCAUCAUUCCUUUGUGUUGAGCAACCGGGGUGGAGAAGGGGAGGGGGUAGAGGGAGGGGCGAUAGCCCCCCAAAGGUCUUUAUCAGCACGAGAAAAGUCAAUUCUUGUCCAUCAUCCUGGUUCUACUAGAAUUUCGUCUUUUUCUUCAUUGUGAGGGGAAAAUAUAUGAUCUUUGAAGUUUCACUGUGAGUGCUAAGAGAGAUGAGGACAGAGAGUGUCAUUUUAGAUGGGAAGAAAGGAGGGGGAGGAGGCAAUGUGGAGGUGAUGGAUACUCCAGAGAGGAACAAGAAUGCCCAGAUAGCAACACCCUUAUCCAAAUUCCAGGACUCUCCUGUGUUCGAUUUUCUUAACAGCCUUUCCCCAAUACAACAGCCGGUCAACUCUGCUCAGAUAACUCAGACAUUAAAUUCCCUUAGUUUUGCAUCUCUUCCAAUGGUUUUUACUUCACCUCAUGUGAGCAGCUCAAGGGAAUCAAGAUUCCUAAAAAGGCAGCAACUAUCUGACCCAUCAAAGGCAGAGUUUUCUUCUGAUAGUAAUAGAGUUGAGAAACCUGAGGACAUUGAAUUAAGUGUUGCUAAUAAUGUCAGUAAGCAACAUGAAAAUGUUGAUCCUGAAAGUUGCAUUCUCGACCAACUAUCAUGUGAAUCUACAAAGGUUGUGGUUGAUACGGUAAGAUCAUUAGAUUACAAAUCUAGCAGUCCUAAUUCCGACCCAUUGGGUCAAAAGAAGGAUUCUAUAGGAGGCAAGGUGAAUGGAGUGGACGCAGAUAGUUAUCACAAAGCUGAUAAGGACAAAGAGGCUACAACAAGGCGUGAAUGGGAGAAUUUGAUGAUAACGGGUGGUGCCGAUCUGUUACUCUUUGAUUCACCCAAUGAUGCAGAUGCCUUCAAGAAAAUAAUGGGUCCCACAAGUCCGAGGCCCGUUUCCUUGGCCAUGAGUGAUGGAGCACAACAAAACAUGGAAACAUUUUGUGGAUUAGUUGAAGGUGGGGGAAAUGAGACCCAGAAUCAAUGUACACAUCCCAUCGAGGGAUGUGAGGUGCAGCAAGGUGAUGAAACUAUAGCCAGAGUUCCAGAUUCUUCUAUGAAUAUCAACAUGAUAGGAGGACCAAAUGAAACAGAUGUUGAGAUGGUCUCUGGGCUAUACCGUGGGAUGAGAAGGCGUUGUUUGGUCUUUGAGGCAGGCGGGGCUAGGAGACAGACUUUAAAUGACAGUUUAGGUUCUGGUUCUUCCACAUUAUUGGCUGAAAAUGAUGAAGGAAACAUUAAUACCUCAAGUGAAAGGCGGUAUUUAGUUGCUGGAAGUGAUUCUUCUUCACGUUGCAUCGUACCUGGAAUCGGGUUGCAUUUGAAUGCCCUUGCUGGUGCAACCCCUAGGGAUGGUUGCAAGAAGGGAUCUUUUUCUUUGGGAAAGCAGAUAAGAAUUGGACCCAGUUCGGCCCCCAAUUAUCACCAUCCAGUAGAUACUACUGCUAGUCAAGAAUCCUUGGCCGUAAGGUCUUCUUCAGAAACAGUCCCAUACGAAAAUGGAGUACCUUCUAAUGAAGGAGAUGCAUGUAUGGAAAAUAGAUCUUUUGGUAAUGACGAUCUCAAUCCAACUAGUCCAAAGAAAAAGAAGCGUAAAGCGGAACAUAAAGAAAGUGAAAGUUGCAAGCGCUGCAACUGUAAGAAAUCAAAGUGCUUGAAACUUUAUUGUGAUUGUUUUGCGGCCGGUGUCUACUGUGUGGAACCUUGUUCGUGUCAAGGGUGCUUUAACAAACCUAUUCAUGAAAACACCGUCCUUGCAACCCGCAAACAGAUUGAGUCAAGAAAUCCACUUGCUUUUGCUCCCAAAGUGAUUCGUACCAAUGAUUCUAUGCCUGAUAGUGGGGAUGACUCCAAUAAGACUCCUGCUUCAGCCCGACAUAAAAGAGGAUGCAACUGCAAGAAGUCUGGCUGCUUGAAGAAAUACUGUGAAUGCUUUCAGGGUGGCGUUGGAUGCUCUGUUAAUUGCAGAUGUGAAGGCUGCAAGAAUCCAUUUAGUAGAAAGGAUGGCUCAGAACCUGAGCUGGAAGAAAAAGAUACAGCUAUCAUUCCUGAUGGGAGUUGGCAGAAGCUUGUUAUCCAUAAUGAAAUUGAACACAUUCCUGAUUCAGUUCUACCUUCAACUCCAAUACGAUUCAAGAGAGUGCCAAUGCAGUCCCAGUAUACCUCCAAGAACAGGCCACCUCGGUCAUCAUUUCUUUCAGUUGGAUCUUCAUCUGGAAUGGGAAAGCCAGGCUAUUUUGUUCAUUCUGUACCAAAGUUUGAGAAGAAUCAGUUUGACACAAUCGAGGAUGAAAUCCCAGAAAUGCUUCAGUCAAAUACGUCCCCAACCAGUGGGGUGAAGUCGGGAUCUCCAAAUAGUAAGAGGGUGACCCCCCCUGACAGUGUGUUUGGGACUUCUUCUCCGGGACGAAGGAGUAGCCGCAAGCUGAUCCUUCAAUCCAUCCCCACUUUUCCUUCUCUCGCUCCAAAUCAGUGAGUGCCUGACUUCCCUUGCCUGUGGCGAAAAUUUUCAUGUAGCUAUAAGUGAGAUUCUUUUUUUCUUUCUCCUAGAUUCCCGGCAUGGGGUUAUAUUUGUAAAAUACGGAUUAGCAUUUAUUGCUCCCAGAAUAACCUUGUAGUCUCGUCCUUUCAAUAAUAUGAACUUGAAGGGUGAUAGUUUAUUACUUGUUUAUAUUCAACUAACUACUGCUGUUGGUAUGGA
This is a messenger RNA of Cuscuta europaea, 3060 nucleotides long. NCBI's taxonomy places the organism in Eukaryota, Viridiplantae, Streptophyta, Magnoliopsida, Solanales, Convolvulaceae. The record is from the annotation of a GenBank genome assembly.